AUGGGAAGACAGAUUGUUCGGCAGCAAAGCUCAGUGCCGAGCAGCUUGAUCCAAAUGAGCUUAAGGGCUCUUGAAAAUUUCCAAACAAAACAUGAAAAGUACUCCUGCAUUCGUGUCGUACUGAGGUUAAGGCUGGCCACAAGUGAAUUCAUGCUUGAGGCAUGGUCAUUUGGCCAAUUGAAUGUCCUCGAUCUUGGGCGGUGCAAGAACCUUAGGGGAACUCCAGAUUUUAGGUGGAUACCGAACGUAGCCAAGUUGAUAUUUGAUGGAUGCACCAGUUUGAGACGAGUCGAUGAAUCCAUCGGCCACCUCCGUAGCCUGGUUUGCUUGAACCUGAGAGAGUGCUCUUCUCUGGAGCAAAUACCUGAUACCAUCUCUCGCUUCAGUUGCUUGGAGACGCUGGACCUUCACGGAUACUCCAAUGUUUCAACCUUGCCAGAGAAUUUGGGAAAUUUGACAUCAUUGAAGAACCUCAUCCUCAACGCUACCAAUCUAACAGGUUUGCCUGAAUCUGUGACGCUCAUGGUGAAUCUGAAGUUGCUAUCUUUAUGCCGGUGCCGGUCGCUGAAGCAACUCCCGAAACUGAUCGGAAGGCUGAAAUCCUUAACGGAGUUCCAAAUAAGUCAAGGGGAGAUACCAAGUAUUCCGGAAUCCAUCGGCCUCUUGACCAACCUCCGGAAACUGAAAAUUGAAGGAUGCAGCUCACUCGUUGCUUUGCCAGCUUCCAUCAGAUCGCUGGAAAACCUUGAGGACUUAUCAAUUGAGGGCUGCAAAGGCAUCAGAGACAUCCCUGAUUUCUUCGGAGGUAUAUUGAAACUGAAAAGGCUAAGCAUGGGAGGUACUGAUCUCUUGAAAGCGCUUCCUUCAAGUUUCUUCCAUCUCCGCUCACUGGAGAGAUGGAGUUUCUCUUCCAUCGGCCAGCAGUUCGAGUGGGCAGGUGGGGCUGACUUCAGUCAUCUCUCUUCGUUAACUCACGUGGACUUCAGCCCGCAUUUUGUGAGCUACAGUUAUGCAUGCCGCGGCUUGCACUCAGGCUUGGACACCUUCCCUCUACUUGAGAGCCUCGACUUAAGCAGAUGUCGCGAUGUUGGUAGCAUACCGAAACUCCCACUUGUUGGGAUAAAAAACGGAUAG
Messenger RNA from Nymphaea colorata (pocket water lily), 1134 nucleotides. RefSeq names its product disease resistance protein RPV1-like. NCBI's taxonomy places the organism in Eukaryota, Viridiplantae, Streptophyta, Magnoliopsida, Nymphaeales, Nymphaeaceae. The record is from RefSeq and is a predicted model, not a curated record. The coding region runs from base 1 to 1134 and encodes 377 amino acids. The transcript is spliced from 3 exons.